Molecule: messenger RNA, 1488 nt
Organism: Amblyraja radiata (thorny skate)
Lineage: Eukaryota; Metazoa; Chordata; Chondrichthyes; Rajiformes; Rajidae
Gene: tmem178a
Product: transmembrane protein 178a
Exons: 4
Coding region: 529-1350 (273 amino acids)
Biological process (GO): regulation of cytosolic calcium ion concentration; negative regulation of osteoclast differentiation
Cellular component (GO): endoplasmic reticulum membrane
Source: RefSeq, a predicted model, not a curated record
GAGAGGUAGGUAGCGAGGGGGAGGGCGAGGAGAAGGGGGGAGAGAUCGGAUACAGCGAGAGCAGAAGUGUUUGCGUCUGCCAGACGGACAGACCGAGCGAGGCAGCCGCUCCCGCGAAGCUCUCCUGCACCGGCGCCUGGGAGGUGAAGCGGGCGGUGCUCGCUCGGGGAAGAGACCCUUUAGCCGGCCGGUGCCCGGUGCCCGGUGAAGAGACCCCGGACCCUGUUACCCAGUUUAGGGUGCCCGGUACCUGUUGUCCAGUGCCCGGCUCCCGCAUCCCCUGUGCUCGAUUACCCGGUAUCCAGUGGCCGGUCGGUUCCCCGGUAUCCAGUGGCCGGUUCCCCGGUAUCCAGUGGCCGGUCGGUUCCCCGGUGUCCAGUGGCCAGUGGGUUCCCCGGUGUCCAGUGGCCGGUGGGUUCCCCGGUGUCCAGUGGCCGGUGGGUUCCCCGGUGUCCAGUGGGUUCCCCGGUGUCCAGUGGCCGGUGGGUUCCCCGGUGUCCAGUGGCCGGCCGGUUCCCCGGUGUGGUGAUGGGGUGGCGGGGCAGUGGUGCCGCUAGCUUGGCGCUGGGACUCGGGGCGCUGCUACUCCUCGCCGCGGCGCUGGGCACCGACCACUGGUACGGCACCGACACCCGGCGGCACCGGCAGGGCUGCGGCGGACGCCUGAUGCCGCUGCGGGAACCCGAGCCCCCGGGCGCCGCCGCCGCAGCUGCUGCCCCGCCCGACAACUGGCGCUCCGGCCCCGGUCUCCUGGAGUCGGACUGUGCGCGACCGCUGUUCGCCACCCACACCGGGCUCUGGAGGAGGUGCUACUACCUGGGAGUGGACCCCGACAUCGACCACCUGGUCUCCAGAGGUAUUGCGCAGAGAUGCACAGCUGUCAAAUACCACUACUCACAGCCCAUGCGUCUGAGAAACAUUCCCUUCAACCUGACCAAGACCAUCCAGCAGGAUGAGUGGCAUUUACUGCAUCUGAGGCGGAUCACGGCGGGGUUCCUUGGAAUGGCUGCUGCCGUCCUGUUCUGCGGCUGCAUCGUGGCUGCCAUGAGCUUCUUCUGGGAGGAACACCUCACUCAGCAUGUGGCCGGUCUCCUCUUCCUAAUGGCAGGAAUCUUCUGCACCAUCUCUCUGUGCACCUUUGCCGCCAGCAUUUCCUACGACCUGUCGCGCCAGCCGCGGUUUAUCUACGGGCUCCCCCGCGACGUGGACCAUGGCUACAGCUGGUCGAUUUUCUGUGCCUGGGGUAGUCUGGGGUUGGUGAUGACAGCAGGCUGCCUGUGCACAGCCUUUCCCUUCCUCGACAGAAAGAAGACAAUGCAUCAGAAGUCCAUCAGAGAUUCCUCGGUCUGAAAACAUGCUGUACACACUGAUGUUACCCUCAGCACAACCAACGUUCCUCCAGUCCGGUCUCACGUUGGAGAUGAGACGUACGAUCAUGUUUUUGUGAUUCUCUGUAGGUUUUACCACGGAUUAUUACUUAUGAUAGGU